Messenger RNA from Chelmon rostratus (copperband butterflyfish), 1954 nucleotides. RefSeq names its product cleavage stimulation factor, 3' pre-RNA, subunit 2 (gene cstf2). Gene Ontology annotation, molecular function: mRNA binding. The coding region runs from base 7 to 1485 and encodes 492 amino acids. The record is from RefSeq and is a predicted model, not a curated record. NCBI's taxonomy places the organism in Eukaryota, Metazoa, Chordata, Actinopteri, Chaetodontiformes, Chaetodontidae. The transcript is spliced from 13 exons. Gene Ontology annotation, cellular component: mRNA cleavage and polyadenylation specificity factor complex. Gene Ontology annotation, biological process: mRNA 3'-end processing.
CCCAAAAUGGCGAACGUAACUGCCGCUGCUGCUGCUGCCGCCGCUGCUGCCGCGAGUAGAGACCCAGCCGUUGAUCGUUCAUUACGUUCAGUGUUUGUUGGGAACAUUCCGUAUGAAGCCACUGAAGAGCAGCUGAAAGACAUCUUUUCUGAAGUCGGACUUGUUGUGAGCUUCAGGUUAGUCUAUGACAGGGAAACAGGAAAGCCGAAGGGGUAUGGCUUCUGUGAAUAUCAAGACCAGGAGACGGCCCUCAGUGCCAUGCGGAACCUGAACGGGAGAGAGUUCAGUGGUCGCGCUCUCCGUGUUGACAACGCAGCCAGUGAGAAAAACAAGGAAGAGCUCAAAAGUUUAGGAACAGGAGCCCCCAUUAUCGAGUCUCCUUAUGGAGAUAGCAUCCAGCCACAGGAAGCCCCAGAGUCCAUCAGCAGAGCUGUGGCCAGUCUGCCACCUGAGCAGAUGUUUGAACUUAUGAAGCAGAUGAAGCUGUGUGUGCAGAACAGUCCUCAGGAGGCGAGGAACAUGCUGCUGCAGAACCCUCAGCUGGCCUAUGCUCUGCUGCAGGCCCAAGUUGUCAUGCGGAUUGUUGACCCCGAGAUUGCCUUGAAAAUGCUCCACCGUCAAACUUCAGUUCCGCCUCUGAUUCCCAGCGGGCAGGGUGGAGGAGCGCCUCCAGUCAAUCCACCUCCUGCACAGCCCAGCGCGCCAGUGUCUCAGCCGCAGCCUGUGCCUGGAAUGCAUGUCAAUGGAGCCCCUCAAAUGAUGCAGCCCCCCAACAUGGGUGUUGUCCCUGGUCAAAUGCCUGUUCCAGGACCAGGACCAGGACCAGGUCCAGUACCAGUGGGACCUCCAGGACCAGGCGGUAUCCCCCCCAGAGGCCUGCUGGGAGAUGGUCCUAAUGAUCCCAGAGGAGGAACUCUGCUGUCUGUCACUGGAGAGGUCAUAGACCCCAACCGGGGUUACAUGGGUGCUCCACCGCCCCACCAAGCCCCACCUGUACACAUGGCCCAAAUGGCAAGUGGACCCCCUCCGGAUAUGAGAGGACCUCCAAUGGACAUGAGAGGCCCGGCCAUGGGUGAACCACGAAACAUGAUGGGUGACCCCAGAGGGCCCCCGAUGAUGGAGCCACGGGCACCGCCAAUGGAAACCAGAGGCCGUGACCCUCGGGCGAUGGACGCUCGCGGCCCAGUGGCGGGACAGAGGGUUCCCAUGGCAGCAGGGAUGCCUGGCCCCGUUCCUCAUAGCAUGGGCCCCAAUGCUCCUCCACCUGCGAGACCGGGUCCUGGUAUCUCUGGCGUUCCUCCAUCGGGAGGAGGCUUCAGUCCGGGGCAGAGCCAGGUCUCCACACAGGACCAGGAGAAGGCCGCCCUGAUCAUGCAGGUCCUGCAGCUGACCCCAGAACAGAUCGCCAUGUUGCCCCCAGAGCAGCGGCAGAGCAUCCUCAUCCUCAAAGAGCAGAUUCAAAAGACUGCAGGAGGGGCGCCUUGACGGUCCGACCGAGAAGAACCUCAGCAGGUGUCAGGACUCACAAACUGCUCCACUCUGUCACCUUCACCGUGAACUCUGAAGACGUCUCAUUAGAUUGGGAUAUUGUAUAGUUGUUUUUUUUUAUCAUCUUGUCUGUUUUCUGUAUGGAAGAGUGAUGUUGGCGCUUGUGGAUUUAAAAAUAAGUGAAACCUUUGAGAGGAUGAUGGCGGUGAAUGCUGAACAGAUGAAAGAGACCAGGGCUGAAGCUCCAUGAGGUUUCAUCCUUUUCUGCCUAAGCCGACUGUUUUCAUCUUAUUGGCUCUGGAAACUGUUUGUCUGGAUGUUGUUUUGUCAAUAAAAUAAACAAGAAGACAUGCCUUUAUUCAUUUAUUCAGCAGGAGUUUGGAAUUGUAUACAAGAAAUGCAAAAUGAGCAACUUGUAAAACAGUAAUAAAAGUCCUUCCAUUUCUUCAGAGGAUGACUAACCACA